Messenger RNA from Zymoseptoria tritici IPO323, 2043 nucleotides. RefSeq lists its product as uncharacterized. Bases 1 to 2043 code for a protein of 680 amino acids. The record is from RefSeq and is a predicted model, not a curated record. The transcript is spliced from 2 exons. Gene Ontology annotation, biological process: nuclear-transcribed mRNA catabolic process, nonsense-mediated decay. NCBI's taxonomy places the organism in Eukaryota, Fungi, Ascomycota, Dothideomycetes, Mycosphaerellales, Mycosphaerellaceae. Gene Ontology annotation, molecular function: RNA binding; ATP binding; zinc ion binding. Gene Ontology annotation, cellular component: cytoplasm.
AUGGAGGGUGCGUUCACCCAUGUGGCCAAUCACCUGGUCGGCGACUCGGCUUCUGCCAUCAACGAAGGCGACGACCUCUCCACCCUCGACGCCGGCGAAAGCGCAUUGGACAGCGAAUAUGGGCGCGGAAACCUGAACGGUGGACCGCGCAGGAGACGAGGUGGAGAUGACGAUGAGACACACGUCUUCGACGAUGAUGACGACCUGGAAUCGCUCGCGAGCCACGCGAUCAAUGGUGCAAACGGACACCCGGCCCCGGCGCAGGAAGAGAUGGAGCUGCCCGCACACGCUUGUGCAUACUGCGGUAUUCACAACCCGGGUUCAGUCGUCAAGUGCCUGUCGUGCACCAAGUGGUUCUGUUCUGCACGGGGCAAUACCUCUUCCAGUCACAUCAUCAACCAUUUGGUCCGCGCACGCCACAAGGAAGUCCAGUUACAUCCCUCUUCACCACUGGGUGACACCACGUUGGAGUGCUACAAUUGCGGUACGAAGAAUGUUUUCCUCCUCGGAUUCAUCCCAGCCAAGAGCGACACCGUCGUGGUCCUACUCUGCCGGCAGCCAUGUGCUGCCAUGCCCAGCAGCAAGGACAUGAAUUGGGAUACCUCCAAGUGGCAGCCACUGAUCGAGGAUCGAUCUUUCCUGCCAUGGCUCGUCAACACUCCCACGGACCAAGAGCAAAUGCGCGCGCGCCAGUUGCAGCCCCAGGUCAUCGCCAAGCUGGAAGAGAUGUGGAAGGACAACACCAAUGCCACGAUUCAAGACCUCGAGAAGAGUGCGGGCAUCGACGAUGAACCUGCUCCGGUCUUGCUGCGUUACGACGACGCGUACCAAUACCAGAACGUUUUCGGUCCGCUGGUUAAGAUCGAGGCCGAUUACGAUCGCAAGCUCAAAGAGUCACAGAGCCAGGACAACCUCAUCGUGCGCUGGGACUUUGGUCUGAACAACAAACAUCUUGCCUCCUUCGUCUUGCCCAAGCUUGAGCUGGGAGAUGUCAAGCUAGCUGUUGGCGAUGAGAUGCGGCUGCGCUACACUGGAGAGCUCCGUCCGCACUGGGAAGGCGUCGGGUACGUGAUCAAGAUUCCGAACAACCAAAGCGACGAGGUCACCAUUGAGCUGCGCGCCAGGGGCGACCACAAAUCUGUGCCGACUGAGUGCACCCACAACUUCACCGCGGACUAUGUAUGGAAGGCCACCUCGUUCGACCGCAUGCAACUUGCCAUGAAGACCUUUGCAGUUGACGAGAUGUCUGUUUCUGGCUAUAUCUUCCACCGCCUUCUUGGACACGAGGUUGCUGCCGCGCCGAUGAAGGUUCAGAUGCCACGCAAGUUCAGCGUUCCUAACCUCCCCGAUCUCAACGGCUCGCAAAUUCAAGCUGUCAAGUCGGAGAGGAAUUGUCUGGUUGAAGGGCCGUUGAACAAUCUCCAAGUUUCGCUGCUGCAGUUCAGCCGACCAAAGACAUCGUACCGUGGUCCUCAACGCUAUCAAAUGGCUUACCAGCAUGCGAACCACAUGGCCACCGCUACUGGCAAUCGCAUGACCGGUCGUCGUGGGGAUGGGCCACCUGGAGCCGACAAUGGCAGCAUCGUCGGCUACAUCCCAGACGAUGUGUCCUCUAUCCACUCAUCUGCUCUGGGUGGGGCCGCGUUGCCGACACAGUACCCGCCGAUGUUUCAGCGAUUUCAAGAGUCGUGGCCAACUCUCAACGAUCACCAGCGCAACGGAACCAUUGGCGACAGAUCUCACUAUGCCCCAGAGUCUGUAGCAGGGCAGAGUGUUGCUGCCAGUGAGAUUACCGACGUCACCACCAACGGCUCAGUCAAGCCAGGCCAGGGAGGAGUCAGCUUGGCUGGCCUCAGUAUCAAUGAUCUCAACAAGCAAGCGUCUCUCUCCCAAUCCGACAAGCUCCGCCGAUAUGUCGAGGGUCAAGGCAAUCCUCAGCCGCCAAUCGGGGCCGGCCGCAACAGAUCUACAUUGGAGGACGAAGACGCGCGCAGCGUGAGCACCGCAUUUGCCAGCCAAGUCGGCGUCGGUGGCUAUGAUUGA